AUGAUUGUGCCCUCUAUAUUAGUGUCGUGGCUUAUGGGAGUCGUUUGUGCUUCUUAUGUCGAUUAUGUCAAUAACACAUUGCAACCUGUUCAACGCCAACUUCUGGAUUUCAAACUGCAACAUCCGGAACCUGUCGGAAUAUUAACAACAACGGCCGGGAGACCAGUAGAUAUAAGAGAAACAAUUACUCUGAAUAAUGAUGGUCUUACUUCAAACGAAUAUCUUUUGGAUCAUAUGUUGCACUUUGAUGCUGAGAGGAUACCUGAAAGAGUAGUACAUGCUAAAGGAGCAGGCGCAUUUGGUUAUUUUGAAGUAACUCAUGAUGUGUCCCAAUAUACAAAAGCAGACGUUUUUAACGUUAUUGGUAAAAGAACUCCUGUUGCCGUUAGAUUUUCAACGGCUCUAGCGAGCAAAGGUGGGAAUGAUCUCUCUAGGGAGUUAAAAGGUUUUACUGUAAAAUUUUACACGAAUGAAGGAAACCUAGAUUUGUUAGGGUUAAAUAUACCUGUUUAUUUUUAUGCAGAUCCUAUACUUUUCUCUGCAUUUAUUCAUGCUUUCAAAAAAAAUCCACGCACCGAUUUAUUCGACUCAACUGCGCGAUGGGAUUUCAUGGUACUAAAACCCAGUGUUUUGCACGCAUUAUUUUGGAUCUUUUCUGACUAUGGUAUUCCAAAUGGAUACAGGAAAAUGGAUGGAUUUCCAAUACACGUGUAUGAAUUGUGUAAUGAACACGGGGACAGAUAUUACGCUAAAUUCAAUUUCAGAACUGAACAAGGUUUUGAAAAUUUAACAACAGCUGAGGCAGCCGCAAUAUCAGCUGAAGACCUAGACUAUGGUAUACGAGAUUUGUAUAAUAAUAUUGCUCUGAAUAAUUUUCCGUCGUGGCGACUAGAAAUGGAUAUUAUGUCAUUGCAUGACAUUACUAACAUUGAUUAUAAUCCCUUCGACGUUACGAGAUUAUGGAAAAAUGGCACUUAUCAUACUGUACAAAUUGGACGAUUAGUACUGGACAGGAAUCCUGAUAAUGUUUUUAAAGAUGUAGAAAAAAGUGCGUUUAAUCCGGGAAAUUUAGUAUCUGGUAUAACCGGUUCUCCAGAUACGCUGUUUAAAGGUAGAAAAUUAUUUUAUAGAGAUACAUUAAAUUAUCGUUUAGGGACUAACCAUAAUAAAAUUGAUGUUAACGCACCGAAAUAUCUUAAGACUUAUAAUCGUGAUGGAGUAGCACCAGUGGAGGAUAAUAUGAAAGACGCACCUAAUUACUAUCCAAAUACAUUCAAUGGUCCAGUGCCUAUUGUCGAUGAAUCCCGUCCCAAACAACGAAUGAUUGUAUUUGAAAGUAAUGCUGUUGACUUACAACCUCAUUCUGAUUUUUACAUAUACGUUUUGAGUGAUGAAGGACAAAGACAGAGAUUUAUUGAUAACAUUGUUUUAACACUUGUGCCGGUGGUUCCGAAAGUUCGAGAGAGAGCUCUGAACCUUCUUACUCUUAUACACUCGGAAUUAGGUAGAAGAGUUCGUGCGGGAGUAACAGCAGCAAUAGCUAUAAAUUAAUCAAUUAACACAAUAUUUGGGUUAAAUGUCUCUUACUUGUACAUGAAUAAUGUUCAUUAUAUAGAUUGUAUUUUUUAAUAAUAUAAUUAGAAAUUUUAUUACAAUUGAGGUUCCUACUCAU
This is a messenger RNA of Galleria mellonella (greater wax moth), 1672 nucleotides long. RefSeq names its product catalase-like. Gene Ontology annotation, cellular component: cytoplasm; peroxisome; mitochondrion. NCBI's taxonomy places the organism in Eukaryota, Metazoa, Arthropoda, Insecta, Lepidoptera, Pyralidae. Gene Ontology annotation, biological process: hydrogen peroxide catabolic process; response to hydrogen peroxide. The record is from RefSeq and is a predicted model, not a curated record. The transcript has 2 exons. Gene Ontology annotation, molecular function: catalase activity; heme binding. Bases 1 to 1551 code for a protein of 516 amino acids.